Molecule: messenger RNA, 1014 nt
Organism: Phytophthora nicotianae INRA-310
Lineage: Eukaryota; Oomycota; Peronosporomycetes; Peronosporales; Peronosporaceae
Exons: 1
Coding region: 1-1014 (337 amino acids)
Source: RefSeq, a predicted model, not a curated record
AUGUCGUUGGUUCAGGCGGCAUACAACGAGAACCCAGACCAGGACUUUACCAGCAUGAUGACCCCCAUUGAGGACACGACAGCAGUGUGGUCGGCUAUGCGUGCUGGUCUCAAGGAAGCCGAGCGCGACCUUGGUUACGAUUCAAUGAUCCUAUUUCACCCCACGAAUAGCUGGAUCGUCAAACCCGAGGUGACGCCACUGCCGUACGGCCACGCUAUGCUACCAAACGAGGAAGAUCGCGUAUCGGUUGACUGGUCACGCUCUACUAGAUCCGACGUAUUCACUCCGAUAGGCGGCUGGGACUCCACAAAGAACUACGAGAAUAUCGUCGAGAUGCGUGACAAGUUCACUGGUCCUGUACUCGAUUUGGAGAACCACUACGAGGGAGCUCACAUUAACUUUAACGCAGAGAAACCGAUGCGGAAUGCUUCUCAUAUCCGCACUGGGCUGUCCCACGCGGUUUACAAUGGUGCCACGGGAUUCGCAUACGGUGCUCAGAGCGUGUGGCAACUGUACGAACCGAAAUCAAACCUGCUGGAAGAGAGUCUCUUUUACAAUCCUUUACUUAACCAGAAUGAAUCGGGAUCGUGGCGCGAGGACAUUUACUUUGAAGGUGGCAUGCAAGCUCAGUACGUCACGAAGCUUCUCCGCAACCUCUCCACCGCAAACCUGGAGCAGCUAGAACCAGCACGUGAAAUCCUCGCCAGUCCUAGCAACCACACCGGUAAGUCGGUCAACACGUUUGAGGGCACCAGGUACAUCUCGAUUCUAACUUCAAAGGCACGGGACCACUACUUCGUGUAUACUGGCCACGGUGACUCGUUCAGUCUGCAGCUAGACAAUGGAUCGGGAAGUCGUUCGGGCAGCGCGACGUGGUUCUCACCACGCGAUGGUCAGUAUUACGCGAGCUUUACUGUGAGCGUUCCGGAGGGUGGCAAUGAUACCCGAGUGGACUUCACCCCACCGACGACCGGUAGCAUCGACAAUGACUGGCUUCUAGUGCUGGAGUUUUAG